Messenger RNA from Diversispora eburnea, 396 nucleotides. NCBI's taxonomy places the organism in Eukaryota, Fungi, Glomeromycota, Glomeromycetes, Diversisporales, Diversisporaceae. The record is from the annotation of a GenBank genome assembly.
AUGCUUAAUAGAACAUUUGCUCUAACAAGAAUUUCUAAAUGUACAGAUAUUCAUCAUUUUAUUCUCUAUGCGGGAUACAAGUUUGAUAAUUCUAUUUGGAGUAAUGGCACUUUGGAGACGAAGACAUUUACCAUAGAUAUAUAUUGUUCAACUCACAUCCAAACCGUCGGGAAUUACAGGGUUUACUAUUUUUCAUCAAAUAAUGCAAAUAAUGGUAGAGAAGCUGAUGAAAUGGAAGCCUAUUAUGUAUUACGUCUCCCACCUGGAACUCAAAUUAUGAUCGGUGCAAUGAUACUUUAUAACUGCCAUCAUGAUAAUGAUCUUGGAUGUAACUUUUGUCCAUGGCGUUUAUUUACGAAUAGCCAUGAGGAUUAUUUUCGUUGUAGAAAAGGAUAA